This is a messenger RNA of Gadus macrocephalus (Pacific cod), 598 nucleotides long. Its product is annotated as RNA-binding protein FUS-like. The transcript is spliced from 4 exons. The record is from RefSeq and is a predicted model, not a curated record. The coding region runs from base 140 to 598 and encodes 152 amino acids. NCBI's taxonomy places the organism in Eukaryota, Metazoa, Chordata, Actinopteri, Gadiformes, Gadidae.
GUCUCUGUAUCAGCGGCAUGGCAGUGCGUGAUCUGGCCACCAAGGGGCGCUCCUGCACCAGUCAGUCUGUGUUCGGCGCCCGUGGAGAGCUCGGCUAGCGUUAUUGUUUUGGCCAUUAAACCCAUUUCCAGAAGCCGAAAUGGCAUCUAACGAAUAUUCCCAGUCAGCUCCGCAGGGCUACGGCUCCUACGGUGGCGCGGCCAGCCAGAGCUACGGGCAACCCUCCGGCCAGGGCUACAGCCAGCAGGGGGGGUACGGAGGAGGGGGAGGGUACAGUCAGAGCCCAGAGAGUGGCUCUGCCUCCUACAACCAGGGAGGCUACGGCAGCUAUGGCCAGCCACAGUCGGGAGGGUACGGUUCCUCUCCUCCCAGCCAGGGGGGGGGCGGCAGCUACCCGGGCCAGUCCUAUAGCUCCGGGGGCUACAGCGGCGGCGGCGGCAGUGGGGGCGGACAGCCCUCCUCUGGGGGGUACGGCCAGCAGUCGUCCUACUCAGCCUACGGCCAGCAGCCCCCUGCUUCACAGCAGCAGCAGCCCCCCUCCCCCCCCCCCUGCAGGGUACGUACAGACACCCCCUCCCCCCCCCCCCCCCCAGGUUGA